UUCUUAACCAUUUAUUUCAUUCGAGAUUAAGAACUUUUUCUUGCUUAAAAGAAAAUGGCGACUCGUGUCAGAAGAAAUGCUCUAUUUUUCUUGACUCUUCUCUUUUUACUGUCUGUCUCCAAUCUCGUCCAGGCUGCUCGUGGUGGUGGCAAACUCCGCCCACAAGAAUGCAACUCCAAGUGUAGCUACCGUUGUUCGGCAACAUCACACAAGAAGCCAUGCAUGUUCUUUUGCCUCAAGUGCUGCACAAAAUGUCUUUGUGUUCCUGCAGGCACUUACGGCAACAAACAAAGUUGCCCAUGUUACAACAAUUGGAAGACUAAAGAAGGCCGUCCAAAAUGUCCUUGAAACUGCUUCUUAUAUAUACUUGAUCAUAUCUAGUUUCGUAUCAAUUAAUUAUGUUGUUUAAACCUGUUUUCUACAACUUGGUAGGAAUUUAAAACCAAAAAAAAAAAAAAAAAAAGUGGUAGGAAUUCUAUUUGUCUUUAUAGUCUUUAUCUUGUUAUAUCUUUUGCUCUUUUUUGUUGCUGUUGUUGCGUUUACAAGCGCAAGUCAGCCCCAUGUAUGAUCAAACAUUAGUAAAGAAGACUAAAGAUUAUCUAAA
Camelina sativa (false flax) is the source of this 604-nucleotide messenger RNA. RefSeq names its product gibberellin-regulated protein 5. The record is from RefSeq and is a predicted model, not a curated record. Lineage: Eukaryota; Viridiplantae; Streptophyta; Magnoliopsida; Brassicales; Brassicaceae.